CGAUGUUUCUUUACUUUAGGUUCCGUCACCGAAAAAUUCGGAACUUCGCACUUUCGUAAAUUUAAAAAUUCGGGAUUCAACCCUGCCCCAAAUAUUCUAACUAAUUACAGUCAGAGUUUCAAUUCCAGGAUUGAAAUCUUCAACUCAUCGUUUUCUAUACGGCUAUCUGUAAUUGUUUUUCGCCGGGUUACUCAAGUCUCCUUAGCUUAGCCAGAUCGAUCGCUACACCAGCUCUUAAGUCGGGCACGAUGAACGCGGAACUAAUGGAUAAGAAAAACGCUUUCCUAUCCGAGGAUCUCUAAUUAAACGAUUUCUUACUCCUUUCCCAUUCUCCAAAGGUGUGCAACCGCAGAUCCAACAGAUAAUUCACGACUUUUUUCUUUCUGCGCUGGCUUGAUCCCUCUUCGUCUUUCAAGUCCGUGCAGUAUCUAAUGCAGCUCUCUGAGCCAAUUACACUCCUCGAAAUCCCGCAGUUAAUUGCUUGUUAAGUGCAAUUCUGUCGGUGAUUGACUACAGAUAUAGCAGUCGCGUUUUCUCAUCUCUAUGAACGUAUCCAACGAUCGCGAGUGAAUUUUAUACCUCGACCACUGCCAUGCAGUGAUGCCAAUUUUCCAAUUUAAGUGCACUCGGGAAAAAUUAUAGUGCGAUGCCUAAGACGAGGUCGGAGGUCUUGCUGGAUAUGUUCGGCCACUCUAAUGGCGGCAUUACACGUGCUUACGAGUUAUGCGUGGCAGGAAUGGCGGAGAAGGUGCGCGAGGCGUCUGUUCGUGGCGACGCCCCGCGUCUUGCUCGCCUCCUCGACGACGCCGUCAAACCACUUCCCGAUGAGCACGGCAGGAGCCCGCUGCUCUUGGCAGCAUCCGGAGGGCAUUUUGACGCUUGUACAACACUGAUCCUCCACGGGAGCGAUGUCAACGCCGCAGACAACUCCGGUUCCACACCGCUUCAACGAGCUGCUGCCGAAGGCCAUCUCGAAGUUGUCGAACUUCUCCUCAAGCAUGGUGCGGAUAUCAGCAAACAAGAUACCAUUCACGGAAACUCGGCGCUCCACGAAGCUGCGUGGCGAGGAUACAGCCGAACAGUCGCUGCACUGGCAAAGGCUCUGGGCACGCAACGAGCACCUUUGCACGCCCGCAAUCUCGCGGGAUUCGCACCCUUGCAUUUGGCCUGCCAGAACGGUCAUAAUCAGAGCUGUAGAGAACUCCUUUUGGCCGGUUGCAACCCAGACUUGCAAAACAACUACGGGGAUACGCCUUUGCACACCUCCGCACGCUAUGGACAUGCAGGAGUAACGCGGAUCCUUAUCUCUGCUCUCUGCCGAGUGUCCGACCAGAACAAAAACGGCGACACUGCGCUGCAUAUCGCGGCUGCAAUGGGCCGUCGUAAGUUGACACGAAUAUUACUGGAGGCAGGAUGCGACCGAACGUUAAGAAACAAGCAGGCAGAGACGGCAAAAGACAUAGCACGCAGAAAGAACCUCUCUGAGAUCCUGGAGAUAAUAAGUAAGGCUCGAAGCAGGAGUCGAGCGCGAAGCAAGAGCCGGGACGAAGAGUCAAAGGACAAGGUAGACGAGGGUGGAGAGGUGCCGCAGGUGAAGAGUGCGGGCAAGGGUGAUAAGAAGCGCGAGAAAACCGGGAGCGGUACGAGCGGUAGCAGAGACAGUAAUUCGAAAAAGGAAAAGAAGAAGCUGAAGGGUGGUAAACAGCACAAAGUGCACUUCGAGAAGGCUGUGGGCAAACAGUGGUCCCCUUACGGUUGCCACUACUAUCCGGACCCGGACGCGUUCCCUCAGCCGCGACUGGAUUCCCUUCCGUCGGACCCUCUCGCCCGGGGAGAACAAUACUACCUCGACCUUGCUGGAAACAUACGGAAAGGACCGGUCGGCGUCGGUUACACUUGCUAUUGCGCCCCGUUCUUCAGACAUAUGGAAGCCAAGCUCGAGAGGGACAAGGCCGAGCUCAAGGCUCAUAUAGAUCAGGCCCACGAGCGGCUCGACCUCAAGGUUACAAAUCUGGAGCGACGGACCCGCGGGCAAAUUUCUGAAUUGACCAGGUGCGUCGUCGCCGAGAGAGCUCGGUGCGACGAGAGACACCUACACCUUCAGCAAUGGCUUUCUCGUGGUGCUCGCGGUAGACACAGCGAGAGGCCGCCACGCCUCUCGACUUCCAACCCUCAGCCCCCGACACGCGCCCGCUCCUUGGAAGACCUUCUCGACGACAGGCCUCACGACAGGAGUUUCGAAAUACCCGGCGAAACUCCGGCCCACGGAGGCAGCCUCGACGAUCUGGACAUACCCGCCAUUCCCAGACUCAGCAGAUCCAUGCGGGAUAUUCCCUCGGGGUCUGGUACUUCGAGGCCGACAUUGAGGGUUCUCGAUGUGUCUCCGCGGCUCAAUGAAACUUUCGACGGAGACUUGAAACGGGAUCGAACAUCCCCUUUGGGCGCAGCUAUGUCACCGUCGUUGGGCUCCAGACAUCAGGUGCUGCAACAGAUUUCCGGAUCUCACGACCGCAUGACUAACACUCACCAAAUCGACGUCAAUAUGAAUUGCAAAAUUGGCGAAGAAAGUCCCCGCAGCGAUUGGAGAGGAGCUCCGGGACGGCGGAGCGUUCACGAAAUGAUCAGACGCUUUCAAAAUGUACCUGGCAUGCAUAACAGAUGGAGGGGACAACGUUCUGGAAGUAGUGAACCGACGAGUCCAGACCAUAGCCAAAGUUCACAAAAUCAAAGAGUUCAGCCUCAAGGAGGUAUGAGUAACGGAUGGCGGGGUGAGGGUGAGGGUAAUGACUCCGAGAGUAGUGAAGGUGAGGAUGACGUUGUGCAGCCAGAACCCGUCAACGGAGGACUGGCCGUCAAAGAAAUGGCAACCGAUGGUGUCCGCUACGAGAGCAUAGCCAGGAUGCCUUACAGGUCUCGUAACGCGGUUUAUAGCCCUACCCCACCCUUACAUGACGCGCAUAACGACUCGGGCUACAGUACACGCAUGUACGGGUCAAGCAAGGGUGCAUCUCCUUCCCUGUCAGGGCAAUUAGAAUGUGACGGAAUUAUACCACCAGCAUUACAAGGACCUUAUCCCAGCGGUGAGCAGCUAGCUGCUUUACUCGAACAACCACGAGGACGCGAUCUUACCGUUUACGAACGGACAGCUGACAAUGUCGUAAUCAACAUUGGCGGUGCUAGUUUAGUUUAACAGGAAUACCAGAGAUGUGCUAAACCUAUUAAUAUACCUGCAAUAGUUUCUAAACAGAAUACAAUUUAUUGUAAAAGCCGGUUGAAUGUUCUUUCGCAGUCACAGUUCAUUCACGUGUCCUAAUAGUGAUUUUAUUUUUUUUUUCCUGAAACCACUGAAAACCAUUUUUACGCGUAUAAUAAUGGACGACUAAACAUAAUUAGGUCAUUAAUAAUUUGGUAAUACGGCGCAAAACAAGUCAGUUUGUAAGCUAUUGCGGGGAAAAUUAAUAUUGAGUUACAAUCUGCGUUUACGUCAGAUGUGUUCAUAUUUUUUUUAACGGCAACGUAUAUUGCUGGUUUAGAUUGAGACUGCGAUACUAAUGUUCAAUAGCUAUGAAAUUACGAUACGUUAUAAUUUCAGAUGGCUUCUGAGAAUUUGUAAGUAUUUUUAUAUAUAUCAUUUUAAUCACAAGUUUUAAUGAAUUGUAAUUACCUCCCAUCACUCGUAUAUAAUAUUAUAAGUUCAAAGUAAGAGUACUUUUCAAAUUCGACACAUCAAGUUCACCAAUUUCCGUGAAGAAAAAGUAAAUUUUCUAUUUCCGAUGACAAUCUCAGAUCCAAUGUUACGAAUUCGUAUGUAAUGCUCUAUACAAUUUACAAAUCAAGAGAAUUAACCAAUUCUGCAUUGUAGAAAUUUUCACCUUGUCUUUACCGAUACGUAAAUCAGAAGUUAAUCAUUACACAUCAGAUCACUCGAUUCAUGUCUCACCUUCACAUUAAUGGUAGUUGUAAAAAUGUAUGUAUAUUGUCCAUGCCAUACAUUAGCAGAUUAAAAACUGUCGAAUAAAAAUCUAUUUAUUUUU
Molecule: messenger RNA, 4034 nt
Organism: Neodiprion virginianus
Lineage: Eukaryota; Metazoa; Arthropoda; Insecta; Hymenoptera; Diprionidae
Gene: dgo
Product: ankyrin repeat domain-containing protein 6
Exons: 10
Coding region: 647-3190 (847 amino acids)
Molecular function (GO): protein binding
Source: RefSeq, a predicted model, not a curated record